Messenger RNA from Humulus lupulus (European hop), 543 nucleotides. RefSeq lists its product as uncharacterized. The transcript is spliced from 2 exons. Bases 1 to 543 code for a protein of 180 amino acids. The record is from RefSeq and is a predicted model, not a curated record. Lineage: Eukaryota; Viridiplantae; Streptophyta; Magnoliopsida; Rosales; Cannabaceae.
AUGAGAGAAAAUUUAUCAGUCUGCUUCCAGAUGAAUGAGCUUGGAGAGCUCAAACACUUUUUGGGACUAGAGGUCGAUUGUACAAAACAAGGGUUGUUUCUUUGUCAACAAAAGUAUGCAAGAGACCUACUAGAGAGGUUUGGGAUGCUUGACUGUAAACCAUUCUCCAUACCAAUGGAGCCAAAUGGGAAAAUGUGUGCACACGAAGGAAAAGAUUUGGAGGAUGCAUCCAUGUAUCGACUGAUAGUAGGUACUCUAAUCUACUUCACCUUAACCCACCCUGAUAUUUCCUAUGCAGUUGGAGUGAUGAAUCGAUACAUGAAAAAUCCAAAGAAGUCUCAUUUAGAAGUGAAGGGUGAAAAUUGCAAGCUAGUUGGCUAUUGUGAUGCUAACUAUGCAAGUGAUCAUGAUACUCGUAGAUCAACUACAGGGUAUAUGUUUAUGCUUGGAUCUGGAAUAAUUUCUUGGUGUAGUAAGAGACAAUCGUCAGUUUCUUUGUCAACAAUUGAAGCAGAAUACCGAGCAGCAGCAAUGGAAGCUUAA